Messenger RNA from Cucurbita pepo subsp. pepo (vegetable marrow), 2980 nucleotides. Its product is annotated as DNA-binding protein, putative (duplicated DUF1399). Lineage: Eukaryota; Viridiplantae; Streptophyta; Magnoliopsida; Cucurbitales; Cucurbitaceae. The record is from RefSeq and is a predicted model, not a curated record.
CACACAUUUCUUCCUUGCAAUUCCUCUCAGAUAUUUCUCUCUCUCUCUCUCUCUCUCAUCCUCUUUGUUGUUUGGUCUUCUGAUCAGUUCUAACACCGAUUUCUUUACACUCCCACUCCAAAUCUCGCAUGGUCAAGGAAUUUUAAGGUUUUUUCUGCAAAAUGGAGAAGAAUCAAGAGCUCGAGUGGGCAGAAGCACAACGGAUUGAAAUAGGUGUUGACCUGGUAGCUGCUGCUAAGCGUCAGCUUCAGUUUCUCUCGGCUGUCGAUAGGAAUCGAUUCCUUUAUGAAGGCCCUAGCCUUGAAAGGGCUAUUUAUCGAUACAACGCUUACUGGCUUCCAUUGCUUGCCAAACAUUCUGAAUCUCCACUAUUUGAAGGGCCUUUAGCUGUCCCCUUUGACUGUGAAUGGAUUUGGCAUUGUCACAGAUUGAAUCCUGUGCGGUACAAAUCUGAGUGUGAGGAACUUUAUGGAAAGAUACUUGACAAUUCCAAUGUUGUAUCGACCCUAGGAAGUUCUUGUCUAAGAGAAACCGAAGAAGUUUGGAAUGAAUUAUACCCUGAAGAGCCUUUCAACUUCAACUUCAACCCAACCGGAGAGUAUCAAGAGGAUGCCCUGAAAGUGCUCUCGGGACUUCAAAAAUAUACCAAAUAUGAUCUUGUUUCAGCUGUUAAAAGACAGAGCCCCUUCUUUUAUCAGGUGUCCCGACCUCAUAUGGACAAUGAAGUUUUCCUUGAAGAAGCUGUGGCUAGAUACAAAGGAUUUCUAUAUUUAAUCAAAAGCAACAGGGAGAGGUCUAUAAAACGCUUUUGUGUUCCAACAUAUGAUAUUGAUCUAAUUUGGCAUACUCAUCAAUUGCACCCUAUUUCAUAUUGUAAAGACUUGAAAAACUUACUUGGUAUGGUAUUGGAGCAUGAUGAUAUGGAUUCAGACCGAACAAAAGGGAAGAAAUUGGAUACUGGGUUCUCUGGAACUACAAAACAGUGGGAAGAUACAUUUGGUACUAGGUACUGGAAGGCAGGGGCAAUGUAUAGAGGCAAUAGCCCAUCUCCUCUCCUGCUAAAUUCGUAUUCAGGUUCAACUAACUUGAUUAAAGACGACAUGGUUUCAUCCCAAGAGUGUCAAAACACAGUUCAUCUUCCAGAAUUAAAGACGGUUGAGGUCCUAUUGGAGUUUGUGGAAGUUAAAAACAAACCAGAAGGGUUGAAAGGAAAUUUUUUUGUGCAAUUUAUGAAAAGUCAACCAGAUGCAAUAUUCAGUGCCAAACGGAAACUAAGCAUAUUAUCUGAGACAGGGGUGAAACAGGUAGCUUCUUUUCAGUGUGAACCUAAAGGAGAUCUGCAAUUUGAGCUCAUCUGCAAUAGGGCUUCCAGCAUACCGAUAACACGGACCAGCUUAACAUUGGGCUCCAUUUCACUCCCUCUACAUGACAUUCUUGUUCCAACCUCUAAGCUCUCAAUGGAGAGAUGGUUGGAGUUGAAGCCAGUUUCUGACCAUGUAAGCUCAAAGCCAAUUUCCCUCAGAGUGGCUAUCUCAUUCACCGUUCCCCACCCUGCACCACGGGAACUUCAUAUGUUUUUUUCUCGAGAACUAUCCAGAUGGACUUCUUUUCUCCCUUCCUGCACAAAGAUGCAGCACUCAAAGGGUUGGAUGCAAGUCACUGAUGAAGCAGGCAAUGAGGUCAUCAGCCUUCAAUUGAGGGAUUCUUUGAAGGAAAAGGUGGGGAAGAAUUCCAUUCCAACAAGUAAGGAGGUGAUUGGCAUAAAAAUGUCCGGUGAAUCAAGCCUUCUUGCUGAGUUUGUAAAGACAGGGUGGUCUCUGAUUGAUGGUCAAUGGUUUCUUGAUUUUCAAAAAAAAUCCAAUGAAGAUGAUCAUCUUUUCAAGCUUGUGGGCAAGCGGCUGGUGAAGUUUUUCCAGGGCAGUAAGCUGGAUUAUGAGCCCAAAAAUUGUGGUAAACAUAACCAUGAUUCGGACUUCGUGACUGCUAUCGAAUUCUCUGCAGAAUAUCCGUAUGGAAGAGCAGUGGCAUUGUUUGACUUGAAAUUUGGAGUUAUUAAGAUAAAAGAAGAAUGGAUGGUGGUGCCCGGAAUCAUGACAGCUUUUCUUCUCCUUCAUGCACGGAAGAAAAAAGGGUAUAAUGGCCUAACUGUAAGUGAAGAAAACUUGGAGGUUGCCCCUGUUCCUGAGAGUGUUCAUACGUCUGGCAAGGAAGAAAAUAAUAUGAAUUUAAUCAAUGUAUCCUUGUCAAGUACUGAUUUAAAAGUCAAUGUUUCUGAAGGUGUUUCUAACGAGAAUGUAACAAUACCUUUGAAAGAGGAUGAGCUUAGUAGUCAUUGUGGCCGAUGUGAUGCUGGAGGUUACACUGCAGGGUCCGGAAACAUGGUGAAGAGCGGUAGAUGUGGUGGAUGCGGUGCUGGCGGUUGUGGUGGUGGGUGUGGAAACAUGGUGAAGAGCGGUGGCUGUGGGGGUUGCGGUGCUGGCGGUUGUGGUGGUGGAUGCGGAAAUAUUAUAAACAGUGGUGGCUGUGGUGGAUGCGGCGCUGGCGGCUGUGGUGGUGGGUGCGGAAAUAUUGUAAACAGUGGCGGAUGUGGUGGAUGCGGUGCUGGAGGUUGUGGUGGUGGGUGCGGAAAUAUUGUAAAUAGUGGUAGUUCUGUUGGUGGAAUCGUGGCAAAGAGUGGUGGGUGUGGCGGCGGAUGCGGCGGUUUUGGCCAUAAAACUGCCCAACCAAAUGAAGGCAACCAGAGUGAUGCAAUUAUUGAAUGAGGUAUUACGGAAUGCCUAAUAAAACAAAGUGUUUGUAUUGUAUUACUUUCCUUCCAUAUAAAGAAAGUAUAAUACCCAAAGCCUAAAAACCUAUCCAAUAAUAAACACGAUUGUAUGCCUGUGUGAAUGUCAUGGUUUGUGUCUGUCUUAUUAUCUGUAAAGUGUUUGUCUGUAUAUAUUCACAAAUAAAUUCGCACGACCUUUUUAUUUCUUUUCAA